CCGGGUUGGGCUGUGCCGCUCUGGCAAGCUUCUCAGACACCACCUUUCUCAGUGCAUGGCACCCCUUUCCCUGUAUGCAAGCCUCUAGAGCACUCUUGCAUGUACCAUGGAGUCGUCUGGGAAGAGAAAACGAGCGGCACAUCUCCCACACAUGACUCCACAAUCUGUUAAUGCCCGGUUCAUCAACGACAAUUGCCCACGACCGACAUCACACAGCCUUCUCAGUUCCCAAGGCACUCGGACAGCAAUUCCACCUGCUUCAAGCAGUGCUGGAAAUUUUUGGACUGGGAAUAGUCUCUAUGAACGAUCCAUCGAUGAUGAGCUUGAACAAGUCGUGGUGGCAAUCGACAUGAAAGAAUCGGGUACAGUGGGAUGUUCUUACUACUCUGCCCAGGAGGAGAAGCUAUAUCUCCUAGGCGAUCUGCGGUACUCCAGGGCGGAGACUAUCGAAAGCUUGAUUCUUCAAACUAAGCCUACCGUGCUCUUGAUCUCACCCCGUGUUGACCACAACAGCCUCCAGGAAAGACGAGCAACUGAGCAAGACAGUGAUACUCAUUCCUAUCUUCCCUACCAACUCGAUGUACGCCCAUCCCAAGAAUUCAACUACGCAAACGCAAAAAACAAGCUAGUGGCUUUGGAGAUAUCGUCGCGACACGAACAACGCAUCAGGUUCUUGGUACCACACAAUGGGCUGGUUGAUAAUGAACAAAUGGAUGCGGAGAGCAUGGAUCUCACAUUGCAGGAAGGCAAACUUCUGCAUAUGUCCGCCUCGAUUGAGAUGGAGAACACGGUGACGAUCGGCUGUGCUGGUGCCCUUCUCGCGUAUCUGCAGAGACGUAAAACCUCGAUCGCAGCGUCCAGUGAUAGCGUAUUUCGAGUGUCAUUCGUUGAAAUGUUCUGUUUGACUGGGACUAUGUUCGUCAAUGGAAGAACUUUACUAGCGCUUCAGAUAAUGGAGUCCGAGUCUCAUCCUAGUAUGGUCAAUCAAGGCCCAGGGAGGAGGUCAUCCUCGUCGAAAGAAGGCCUUUCGAUUUAUGGUCUAUUCCAACGCUUCGCAUAUACACCUCAGGGAAGAAACCGACUCAAACAGAUGUUUCUCCGUCCCAGCGUGGAUCUUGAUGUCAUCAAGGAGCGACAUGCCUUUGUUGGUACAUAUCUUCGAACAGACAAUUACAAUCCUUUGGACAAAAUGAUCAAAGGUUUAAAGCAUAUCAAGAAUCUCCGCCAGGUGAUGGUCAAUCUUCGGAAAGGAAUCAGCACUGGGAGCGGGAAAAUUAUGGGUUUCAAGACAACUGUUUGGGCUACUUUACUGGCUUUUGCUUUUUACGGUAUCGACAUCCAUGAUGCCCUAAGGGAGACAUCCGGUGGAAGCAAUCUGGCUUUACAUGGCAAAGCUCUCCGUAUCUUUGAAGCAGCUCAAUUGUUCAGAGUUGGAAGGAUGAUACAGGAAAUAGUCGACAUCGAUAGCUCUGAGGAGCAGGGAAGAACAGUCGUCAAGCCAGGAAUCGAUAGGGAACUCGAUCGUAUGAAAGAUAGGUAUGACGGUCUGAAUAGCCUAUUGAAGCAGGUCGCAAUCGAAAUUGCCACGACCAUUCCAGAAAGUUCCGAGAUAGAUGUGAAUGUUAUCUAUUUUCCUCAACUCGGAUUCAACAUAGCAAUUCCGCUGAACGAGGCGGGUGAUGCUGCUUACAGGGGCGCAGAAGACGACUGGGAGCUUAUGUUCCUUACGGAAAACAGAGCGUACUUCAAGGAUUUCAGGAUGAGGGAGAUGGAUGACAAGCUAGGCGAUAUAUACGGUCUUAUAUGCGAAAAAGAGAUUGAGAUUGUUUACGAUCUCGCUCAAAGAGUGCUUCAAUACGAGAAGGUGCUUCUAGAAGCGUCGGACAUAUGUGGGCAACUUGACAGCCUUUUAGCAAUGGCCCAAACUGCAAGUUCAUACAAUCUGGUGCGCCCCAAUAUGGUGCAAGAAGGUAUCAUAAAAAUCAAGGGUGGCCGACACAUGUUGCAAGAACUUACCGUCUCAUCAUAUGUUCCUAAUGAUGCCUUUCUUGUAAGUGGAAAGGUGCAGGGAGUGCCAUCAGAACCCCUCGGUCAGACGUCAGGGGCUAUCCUGGCUCAGACCAAUACGGAAUCUGGUCCGAGUAUGUUGCUGUUGACAGGACCAAACUAUUCUGGAAAGAGUGUCUACAUGAAACAAGUCGCACUGAUCGCCUAUCUGGCACAGGUCGGAAGUUUCGUUCCAGCUAAAAGCGCAGAGAUCGGGAUCAUCGACAAGAUUUUGGUGAAGUCGAAUACUCAAGACAGCGUCUCCCAGAUCCAGAGCACCUUCAUGAAUGAUCUUCAGCAGAUAUCAUUUGACCUGAAACAGAUGACCAGUCGGAGUCUGCUGUUGAUCGAUGAAUUCGGGAAAGGAACCAACGAAAACGAUGGCAUCGGCCUAGCAUGUGGAGUUCUCAAGCACCUACUAGGUUUGGAGAAUGCGCCCAAAGUCAUCGCCGCAACACACUUCCACGAGAUACUCGAGAACGGGUUCCUCAAACCCAGUCCACAGUUACAACUCGGCCAUAUGGAGAUCCGGGUGUGCGACAACCCGCGCGAUGCUGAAGACCAAAUCACGUAUCUCUAUAACUUCCGUCUAGGUCGAAGCAAUCGGAGCUAUGGAACAAUUUGCGCCGCCAUGAAUGGUAUUAGCCAGGCAAUUGUUGACCGGGCAGACGAGAUCGCCUCUCUUUCGGCUCGUGGCGAGAAUCUGAUUGCCGCUUGUGCCCUGCUUUCUACCGAAGAGACACAGGCGCUGGAGGAAGCUGACAAGUUGGCAAGACUAUUCCUGUCUUGGGAUCUCUCAAAGACUGACUUGAGUUCAAGUUCUGUGAGGGAUGAGCUUGAAAUGAAACUUUUCGAUGUGUCAGGGUGA
Molecule: messenger RNA, 2914 nt
Organism: Aspergillus heteromorphus CBS 117.55
Lineage: Eukaryota; Fungi; Ascomycota; Eurotiomycetes; Eurotiales; Aspergillaceae
Product: MutS family protein MSH5
Exons: 17
Coding region: 107-2914 (935 amino acids)
Biological process (GO): mismatch repair; chiasma assembly
Cellular component (GO): nucleus
Molecular function (GO): mismatched DNA binding; ATP-dependent DNA damage sensor activity; ATP binding
Source: RefSeq, a predicted model, not a curated record